AUCUACCGGGGUGGCAUGGGGUGGCAGCUGCCACCCUAAAAUAAUGCCUUGCCUCCCCUGCUGCCACCCCACUUGGCAGCAACGAAUUCAAAGAAAAGUUAUGGCCAACUUGACUUUUACGAGCACGAAUCUCUGAUGUCCUACUGCACCGAAUGCAGCACGAGAGCGUCAGAGCGGCACUACUGGACCUUUUCUUUGUUUAUUUUAUUUUUAAACUGUGUGGCGCGAAGCAGAGGAGCAAGGAGAGAAGACACGGGAGUAAAGAGCAGAAAUGAAGAGGAAAGGUAACAUACACAGUUUUUUCGGACCGAAGAGAAAAGCCAAAGAGAUUGAAAAUGAACAAUUGAGCAAGGUAGACGGAGGACAUGAGGUGAAAGGAGAGAGAAAAGAUGAGGAAGGAGAGAGAGGAGAGGACGAGGUGGAGAGAGAGGGAAAGGAGAUGGAAGGAAAGAAAGAAGACAGAGACGAGUUGAAAGGAGAGAGAGAAGGGCAACAGAAACGCGACAGAGUUCAAGGCCAAGGUGACCAGGGACAGGAGGAGGUGACAGAACACAGCGGAGAUUAUAUGGAGGGAGUGCACCACCAAGAUGAGGACGGAGAAAAUAAGAGAGAAGAUGAAGUACAGGGCUCAGAAAGAGAAAGGGAAAGGAGUGAACCAUCACCAGCUAUCUCCAGUCGAGCUGGUCCACAUGACAUAUCUAAGUCCAGGUGUGAGGUGCCUAUGCAACCACAGCGAGGCAGCUUCCCCAAGACCCUCCAAGGAGGAGCCAGAAGAAGCUUUCAAAGUGACUGGUACAAAACUUACCCCUGGCUAGAAUAUUCGCAAUCAAACGAUUCAGCUUACUGCUUUGCAUAUCUGAAGGUCACAUAA
This is a messenger RNA of Thunnus maccoyii (southern bluefin tuna), 871 nucleotides long. RefSeq names its product protein Ycf2-like. The coding region runs from base 272 to 871 and encodes 199 amino acids. NCBI's taxonomy places the organism in Eukaryota, Metazoa, Chordata, Actinopteri, Scombriformes, Scombridae. The record is from RefSeq and is a predicted model, not a curated record. The transcript is spliced from 4 exons.